CCUUGUAGAACCGACACACCCUGAUGCUGUCGUCCACCGGCCACAGUCUGCUCAGCGAGGCCUUGUCGCCGUCAGGGCGGCAAGUUCUUAACGAGUUCAUCGAAGCCAGCGCUGGCACACGCAGCAGCACGAAGGCAAGUCCCGUGAACUACACGUUCCAGACGCUGCCGUUGCUCACUGAAGUGACAUGCCACUCGCGACACAUUGUCGACGUGUUGCGGCUGACUGUCAGCCUCCACGGCUCCGUCAUCGUGUCCAAGGUGUAUCCUCGAAAGCAGCCGAGUGCGUUGACAUCUCCCAAGUCCAGUGCUGCAUCAUUCCCAUCGUCGAUCGACAUGGACAACCUCGGUCUAAUCCGACCGGACGACACCCUCGUGAGCAUCAAUCUACGACCCGUGGACGACAUCGACGACGCCCUCAACUGGCUCGCCGGCCUACCCCUUCCAUUGACUCUUGUGUUCAGCCGCGCCGUGGUAUAGCCAUCUCCAUCUUCGAUCUACUAUCCUCCUCGAGUCCCAUUGCAUGUUGUAGGUGCGUAGGAACACGUUGGGGGAGUACACGCUAGACGACUUGCGCCGCCACGCCGAGCACAACCGAAGUCGGUUGCUCACGCGACAUGUGCCCGCCGACGUCGCGCAGAUGCUGCACAUGAAGAUCGAGUUGACCAAUUCCGGGGGGUCGUAUCGCAUGCUCAAGGACUUUAUCGCUGACGCCGACGAGUUUUUCUUGCCGACUUCGUUGAGCUCGUCAUCGCUCACGACGUCGUUCGACACGGUGAGCCGGUACAUCCAUCAAAUGCACGCGUUCAUGGCCGCAGACGACACGAAUAAGCGAAAACAGUGGGCCGAAGACAAGCAAGUUCGCGGGAAACGCCUCGAGUCUAUGCAAAAGCAGCUCAAGUUGCUGGAAACCAAACUCACGGCGCAGGCCAAAGCCACGACGACCAACGUGCCCCAAGAGUACGUCGACUUGCGCACAUUGGUGGACCAACUUCGACUGGACAUCGAUCAUUCCAAGCAAAUGCACUACCUACCAUCCUGCGAAGGCUUUACGCUGCGAUUUGGAACGGCCGGGGUGUACGUUGGAGUCGGAGACGUAUGGGUGUCGUCGUACCACACAUCGUUUACCAUUGAAACCCAGCCGCACGCCCCGCAAAUCCUGCUCCGUCUCACGCCGUUGUCCGAGUCUGGCCUCAAGAUCCGCGCCAUGAACUUCAAAGUGUACUCGGAAGGCCGGUACAUGCUCGUGCCGACGUUCCACGUGGACGAAAUGAACAUCCAAGUGCAGUUCUCGGCGGACAUUCCCCUCGUGUACGACGCCGCGGGCGGGUGGCGCGUCCAGCCUGAUGCGUUGCAGCUCAAUUUUUCCAGCCUCAAGUACUACGAACGGCAGACACAGUCGAACGUGCACGGGAACGCCCACGAUAGCGUCAUGAAGACGUUUCUCAACCGGAUCAUUCCAUCCGUCGUGCAAGAUGCGAUCCCGUCCAUCUUGUGUCCAGAAGUCGGCGCGCUGCUCGUGGAUGGACGGGCCAAGGUCCGGCUGUCGGGGGAUCUGCAUGUCGAGGGACGCAACCUCGCCGUGUUUGACGCACCGCUCGGAGCGCCGAGUACCCGGCUGGGUAGCGGCCAAGACGAAGAAGGCGCCGCUGCCGCCGAGGCGCGCGAGUUGGUGGGGUGUUCGGUCGCCCAAGGCGAUUUACUGUUCAAACUGUACAAGCAAUUUGUCCAAGUGUCGGCCACCACGUCUACAAAAUCCAAGUCGAACAGUUCGAAUACCCAGCUGCCGCACCUGGCGAUUCGCGAUCUGGUCGAGUACGGCGUCCGGCUGCGCCAUGCGCCGGCGGUUCGGGCCCUUCUCACGGCAUGCUGGCAGCUGGCCAUUCACUUGCUGACCCCCGACGACGAUGAACAAAGCUACUAUGGCGGCGAACCGCUGGAUUUUGCCAAGUUGAUGGCAAAUGUAGCGCAAAUGGAAACAUACCCCGUGGAUAUUUCCCUCGGGCUGCACAGCACAAACAUCCGGCUCGACUUGUGCGAAGUGGCGGCGGCGGCAUACACUGCCAUGGACCGCAUCCUUCGGCAAAACCUCGCCAAAGCCAAACCCGCCAAAGCCGUGGACAUUGAGCUCGAGCUGUCGGCGCUAGAAGCUACGUACAACCAAGUCAAUGUAUGGCUAUCGACGGUCGCGAGUCGUGUGGACGAGCUCGUGGUGAUGGUCAACGGUGGCCUUCCCGCUGGAUUCGACUCCAAGUUUUCGUUUGAAGCCACCGACUUGUCGUGCAAGGGGCCAUGGCAGGCUAGCUUUGCCAUCCCCCUCACCCCCCCUCCAUCAUCGUCGUCGUCGUCAUCGCUUCCUCCUGCCAAGAACAUGCCAACGAAUACUACCGCUCGAACAGCAAUCUCGCACGACAAUGGCGAGUUGGUCGUGAGCUACUUUGUGACAGACAUGGAAGGCGGCGAGUCGGAGCUCCAAGUCCGCGUCCAAGAGGCCGCGUUCCGCGUGUUGCUGGAAGUCCCGCCGCCGAACGAAGAUGAUCCCGUCGUCUCGACCAACAACAUUCAAGCGAUGGAACUCAAGAUGGACACGACCGCGGCGCCGUCUGUGUCGCUGUCCAUGGGUGAGUUUGCCAAGUGUGCAAUCUCGUGCAAGCGGGUAGCUCUGUGUAGCCCCAUGAUGGCGUUGAUGGCGACGCUGGUUGGUCAUGGUUGGUUUGAACCUGUGCUGCUUGUCGACUACUUGAAGUCGCCAUUCUUUGCGUUUUCGCUGCGCUUCUUCACGUCUAUCCAAGUAACGCCCGAACAAAUGUACUGGACCCUCAACAGCGCGUCUCUGAGCGACUCGGCCGUGAGCUUUGUGACCCACCGGCUGUGUGUGUCGCAACUUCUGCGGGAUCUGAACGCCAAGUCCACGAUGGACGCGGAAUCGAUGGGGAGGAACCUUGUCGACGCGAGUAGCAGUCAUAGGGGAACGCAUCAUCCUUCUCUUUCUGUCACUGGACGAGGGGUACAGCAACAACGGCAAUCGGCGGCGACAAUGAACCGGUCGCAAAGCUUAGCUGUGGCGAUGCCUGGGAAGGACAAUGGACACCGCCCAGGGCUAGCGCGACAGGAUACAUUUCUCGGGGACCGCGACCCCCGACGCCGCAACAUGUUUAGUUUGAACGAACAGGAUGAGCCAAUGCAAGAACCAGCCGUGGUGGAUUCGUCGACGACGAUAAGAGCAGCAGAAGGAGCGAGUGACGACGACUUGUAUUCGUUUUAAAACGUGUACAAUAUACUUACUACUUACUACCUCA
Aphanomyces astaci is the source of this 3298-nucleotide messenger RNA. RefSeq lists its product as hypothetical. Lineage: Eukaryota; Oomycota; Saprolegniomycetes; Saprolegniales; Verrucalvaceae. The record is from RefSeq and is a predicted model, not a curated record. The transcript is spliced from 2 exons. Bases 640 to 3264 code for a protein of 874 amino acids.